CUCCCUCCUUCAACAUCUCUCAAUCCACUUGUUUCAAACAAUGUCUCCAGCCAAUUCUUGUGCACUGCUCCUCCUCUUCUUUCUUACUCUCUCCCUCCACAUUAACUUUUCCACCGCUGACAAUACCAAUAUUGGUGUAAGCCGCAGGACAGUGGCUGUGGCUGCGGCCGCUGACACUGUCCCUUUACAAAAGGAAGUUGCCACCUUCCUCCCUGGCGAUAUUUCUCCGCCUACUGAGAAGUAUUGGUACUCAAGGUUGCCCAACACUCCAUUGCCAAAAGCCCUAGGAUAUCUUCUACAACCUGGUCAUUAUCCUUCAAUCUCCACAGAAUUCGCUAAUGAAAACGUAAGUGCUGUAGUUUCUCAAAGAACCUAUAAACAAGGAUAUAGAUCUGUCAAGCAUAAAACAGCCAUAAAGUCUGCCCUCCCCGACUCAACGAUAUUCUACCUGUACAACGAUCUCCAACCAGGUAAAAGGAUGAGAAUUCAUUUUACUAAUAGUGGGACCAAGGUUAGUUUCCUGCCUCGUCAGGUUGCGGAGUCUAUACCAUUUUCGAGUGACAAAGUACCAGAGAUUUUGAACUACUUUGCACUACAAGUCAACUCAAAAGAGGCUCAGGUUAUUAGAGAUGAAAUAGGAGGAUGUGAGGAGCCAAACAUGGAAGGAGAAGAAAAAUUCUGUGCUACAUCUCUGGAGUCAUUAAUUGAUUUUAGUGUUGAAAGGCUUGGCCAAAAUGUUCGCGUACUCUCCACUGACGCAGGCAAGAAGCAAGAGUAUACUGUUUCGGCCAAAGCGACAAUGAUUGGAGAUCAUAAAGCAGCAGUGUGUCACAAGAUGAGAUAUCCCUAUGCAGUGCACUAUUGCCAUGUAAUCGCAGACACAGAGGUUUAUGAGGUUCCCUUAGUGGGUGCUGAUGGCACAAAAGUGAAAGCUGUGACAGUUUGCCACCUCAACACAUCAGCUUGGAGUCCAGACCAUAUGGCGUUUCAAGUUCUCAAAAUUAAGCCAGGACCAGCUGUCUGUCACUUUCUCGAUAGCGAUACUCUCAUUUGGGUGCCAAAGAAGGAUUAAAAAAUGACUCCAUGAUCAUUGGUAAAAGCUUGAUAUUGAUCAGCAAAGGUCCUUAAUAAGUUUGCUGCCCAGUUGUCAUAAGUGUUUAUAAUAUGCAUUUACUUCCGGUCCCUUCCCCGUUGUCGUUGCUGCUUGUGUUUGUCAUAUACAUGUAGCCCCCCACCUUGUUUUCUUGGAAGUCCUGUUGUCCAAGAUGUUAGCAAUUUGCUUAAUAAGAAGGUUAUCCUAAGAAACCCGCCUUAUCUAUUCAAAGUUUGAAUUUGUAAUCCUCGACUCUACGUUUGUUACUCAAUACAUUGAAGUGAAGUUCCCUUAUGAAUAGUAAAGCUACUGGACAUGUCAAGCUUUUUCUGGA
This is a messenger RNA of Populus nigra (black poplar), 1427 nucleotides long. RefSeq names its product BURP domain protein RD22-like. The coding region runs from base 41 to 1072 and encodes 343 amino acids. The record is from RefSeq and is a predicted model, not a curated record. Lineage: Eukaryota; Viridiplantae; Streptophyta; Magnoliopsida; Malpighiales; Salicaceae. The transcript has a single exon.